Molecule: messenger RNA, 1274 nt
Organism: Episyrphus balteatus (marmalade hoverfly)
Lineage: Eukaryota; Metazoa; Arthropoda; Insecta; Diptera; Syrphidae
Product: deubiquitinase OTUD6B
Exons: 1
Coding region: 164-1138 (324 amino acids)
Biological process (GO): protein deubiquitination
Molecular function (GO): cysteine-type deubiquitinase activity
Source: RefSeq, a predicted model, not a curated record
UUUUCAAUUUUUGCAGACAGCUAGCGCCAGCCAUCUUUUCCAAUUAGAAAUCCUCAGUGUUCAGUAAAUAAAAAAUAAAAAAAUAGUUUAUGCUAAUUUAUAGAAAAAUUGUUUAACUUUAAUACAAAAAACAAUACAAAUUCUCAUCUUGCUUUAUUUGGAAAUGGAUAACAAUGCCCCCGAAGAGACGACACUCGAUGAAUUAAACAGCAAACAUCGCAAAGAAAAAAAAGAACUCCAAUCACAAAUACAAUCGUUGAAAAAAAGCGCCGCCAAAGGUGACAAAAAGAAACGCAAAGAAGUCCAAGAAGAAAUAUCUCGCCUUGAAUUAGAUUUGGAAAAACGACAAGCCAAUCAAUUGAAUGAAUUUCAAAAUGAACGUAAUACCACUCAGCCUAACGAACAGGCAACUGGCAUCACAGAAGCCCCAGUCGAUGAAAUCGCCGUUCAAACAGUCACAAAUGAUUUCCUCUCCUUAACCACCAACGAUUUAGAUAAUCAACCAAAACUCACCAAAGCCCAAAAACGUCGCAAUAAAAAAGCUUCCGAAGAAAAACAAAGAGAAGCUGAAAUCCAAGCGAGCGAGGAAGAAAACAAAAAUGGCCCCCGGAUGUUAGAACAUUGUGCAAUCGCUGACAUCCUCAAGAAACGUCAACUCAAACUAUUCUCGAUUGCAUCCGAUGGAGAUUGUCUUUACAAAGCCGUUGCACAUCAAAUGCAACUCACUGGACGCAAUGCAUUUACAGUUGCUGAGCUACGCCAACAAACUGCCAAUUACAUCCUUGCAAACAAGGAACAUCUGAUUUUUUACAUGACCAAUUCAAAUACAGGAGAAAUUCUGACUGACGACGAUUUCAUAAAUUAUUGCCAAAAUAUUCGAAAUACCGCUGCGUGGGGCGGUCAAAUUGAAAUAAAGGCAUUAUCGAGUGCGCUGAAGGUUCCCAUUGAAGUUAUUCAAGCAACUGGACCUUCAACUAUUCAAGGUUCUGAAUAUGAUGAACCAAAUUUGGUGGUAACUUAUCAUCGGCUAAUGUAUAGUUUGGGAGAGCAUUAUAAUUCCACUAGACCGAUAACAGACAACGAUAUUGAUGAGAAUGAUGGAGAAUUUGAAAGAGAGGAUGUUAAAAUUGAUUCGUAAUUGAUUCUAGUCUGGCUACUGCUCAUCUCUCAACUGUAUUCAAACAUUAAAAAUUGUUAGAGAAGUUUUAAACUUCCAAGUUUAUUAUUUUAUAAGUUAACUCAUAAAUUAAAGAAAAACUACAUAAAAAUAUCGA